Ascochyta rabiei is the source of this 1023-nucleotide messenger RNA. RefSeq lists its product as uncharacterized. Gene Ontology annotation, cellular component: chromosome, centromeric region; Ctf18 RFC-like complex; chromatin. The record is from RefSeq and is a predicted model, not a curated record. Lineage: Eukaryota; Fungi; Ascomycota; Dothideomycetes; Pleosporales; Didymellaceae. The coding region runs from base 1 to 1023 and encodes 340 amino acids. Gene Ontology annotation, biological process: mitotic sister chromatid cohesion; maintenance of mitotic sister chromatid cohesion. The transcript has 2 exons.
AUGGCCACGCAGCAACACGACGGCGGCGUGCCCUUUGCCGUCAGCGCCCGCGCCCAGAAGCUGCAGCUGCUCGAGCUGCCCUCGGACGUGGCCGCGCUGCUCGACGCCCCCAAUCCCCCGCGGCUCUCCAUCAAAUCCAGCGCCGCCGCCCCUGGCACGCCUGCAUAUGCCGUGCUCUGUACGCCCAACAAAACCUUCCACCUGCGCCAGGUCCAGACGUCGAAUUCGCUCUUCGUCACCCAGCCCCAGUCCCUCGACUCCCAUGGCAACCACAUACCCCUCCUCGCCACAUGCGCCAUAGCUUCGUGCCCUGCCACUCUGGAGUUACACCCCUCGGACGCUUCUGCUGUCGCUCUGCUGCACGACGUGCUGCCCGUGUACGACGUUGUCGCUGGCCAUGUCGACGCAACGGGCAACGGCAAGAGCAGAGCCACCAUCUUCGAGAAUCUCCCCCUGUCAGAUGCGCAGUGCCACGCCGGAUGGGACGAGCUGAUGGCGUUUGAGCUCGAUCAAGACACCUACCGCCCCUCUGUAAACGCACUGUCACACGUCUGGAGAUCCAUCAAUGCGGCUUCCCUGGCCGAGGGCCUCAAGCUCGAUAGCCAAUUCCUAACCGAAGAGGUAGCAGCAGCGGUAUCUGAAGACGGGCAUCCGCUGUCCUUCGUCAAGGCCGUGCUCAGACACCUCUCAAACGACGAGCAGGACGCCGACGGACCAUGGUCAUGUCUUGACCGAGCAAGAACCGUUGCAUUUGUCGGCAAAACCCUGCUCCACGCGAAACAGGGAAGCAUCGAUUUCCUCAUCACCGAAUUCACAGACAACUGGGAGGACAGCUUGCCGGAAGCAUGGCGAAAAGAUGCGAAGCUCAGUGCAAUCGAAGGGUCGUACGAGUUUCCAUCAGACACCACCGUCAGGGCCAAGAGCAAGGAUGUAGCCGUGGCGAACGUGCAAGAUGCGCCUGUAGCGACCAAACCGUCGGCGAGGAAAUGGCACGAGAAAUUUGCGAAGACACGAAAGAAAUGA